AGUAACUCUUUUACUUUUUCAACGGUGAACUCUCUCCGAUCAUCGGCAAAUUUUUUUUUUUUUUAAAAACAGUAAUCGUAGAGAUGCAGAAGCUGAACGACUUCUUCUCCGGUGGCGGAGACGGCGACGAUACAACAACUGAUAAUUUCCUUGAAGAUGGAUCGGAGGGUCUCUGCUCUCUCUCCCCUACCCAGAGAAUGUACGGAUUCGCCGCUUCGUUGGCCACUGGUUUGCUUCUUAUGUUUCUGUCCAUGAUUGUGUUUUCUAUCCCAAUCAAAUUUGCACUGCUCUUCACAUUUGGAAAUGUUCUAGCUAUUGGAAGCACAGCCUUCCUCAUGGGACCUGAGCAACAGAUGAAUAUGAUGUUGGACCCUGUUCGUAUCUACGCUACAUCUAUUUAUAUUGGAUGUGUCGUUAUUGCACUCAUUUGUGCUCUCUUGAUCCACAGCAAAAUUUUAACAUUCCUUGCGAUCCUAUGCGAGAUUUGUGCACUGAUAUGGUACAGCCUCAGUUAUAUUCCAUUUGCACGGAGAAUGGUCUCUGAAAUAAUGAUCCGUCUCUGCGAUACCGAGUUGUAGACUGUAGUCAGUCAUCUGGCAGCAAACACAAAGCAAGUAAGUUGUAUCUACUGGUCUCAAGAACUUGAGAUCUGAUUUUCCGGAAACGAAUCUUGUUUGUUUUUUGACCUGAUCGGGGUGAAUCAGAAGGAAUGCACAGAUUGAGAUUCGUUUAUAGGGGUCUUGAAGCUCUUGUGAGUAUUUUGUUGCUUCAAGCUCUUUUUCUUUGCUGCUUCAGUCUUAAGACUUAACCACUGUUUGGCAUUUUGUGUGAUCAAAUACUAUGAUUUCUUUUAUUCAAAUAUUUGGCUGGAAAGGGAUAUGACUCAUAUCAUAUGAGAAUGAGAGUAAGAGUUAUGAAUAGUCUAACAUGAAUUAUUUUGUUACU
This is a messenger RNA of Camelina sativa (false flax), 945 nucleotides long. RefSeq lists its product as uncharacterized. The record is from RefSeq and is a predicted model, not a curated record. Gene Ontology annotation, biological process: vesicle-mediated transport. NCBI's taxonomy places the organism in Eukaryota, Viridiplantae, Streptophyta, Magnoliopsida, Brassicales, Brassicaceae. Gene Ontology annotation, cellular component: membrane.